Recurvomyces mirabilis is the source of this 2412-nucleotide messenger RNA. RefSeq lists its product as uncharacterized. The record is from RefSeq and is a predicted model, not a curated record. NCBI's taxonomy places the organism in Eukaryota, Fungi, Ascomycota, Dothideomycetes, Mycosphaerellales, Teratosphaeriaceae. The transcript is spliced from 3 exons. Gene Ontology annotation, cellular component: cytosol. Gene Ontology annotation, molecular function: monooxygenase activity; flavin adenine dinucleotide binding; heme binding. The coding region runs from base 1 to 2412 and encodes 803 amino acids.
AUGGUGACCUCGACCCCUGAGAUCCCGAUCCCCCAACCCUCGCCUCACUGGCUCCUGGGCAAUAUCCCCGACAUCGACUCGAGUCAGGCUAUGCUCUCCACCAUGAAACUGGCCAAGCUCUACGGACCGAUCGUGCGGACGGACAUCAACGGGGUGAGGUACAUCCGUAUCGGGUCGCAAGCCUUGGCGCAUGAGAUCUGUGACGAUGAGAGGUUUGAGAAGAACGUCGAAACCAACCUCCGUUUCCGCUCCCAAAAGCAAUACGACGAACACAUCCACUUCUGCUGGAAACUCUGUGAUGAGAUCGUCGCAGAUCGCAAAGCCCACCCCAAGGACGUCAACGACCUGCUAAACGUCACGCUCCAGUCCUCCGACCCGGACACAGGCGAGAAGACGCGCGAUGAAUUGAUCCGGUUCGAAAUGAUGACUUUCCUGCUCGCGGGCCACGAUACCACCAGCGGAUUACUGAACUUUGCUUUCCUGCUCAUGCUCAAGAAUCCAAGGACGCUGGAGCGGACGCAGAAGGAGGUCGAUGGGGUGUUGGGGGAUGGAGCGGUGGAGGUCAGACAUUAUGCUAAGCUACCUUAUAUCGAAGCCGUGUUGCGGGAGAAGUUGCGAUUGUAUCCCACCGCACCUUCGAUUACGAGGAUGUCGAAGGGGAAGGAGGAUACGUUCAUUGGUGGCGGCAAAUAUCGGAUUCAUGCGGAAGAUGCGCUGGUGAUUUACCGGUUGUGCAGCGGGAUCCGAAGGUAUGGGGGGAGGAUGCGGAGGAGUUCAGGCCGGAGAGAAUGUUGGGGCCGGAGGGGUUCGAUGCGAAGCCGCCGGAUUCGUGGAAGCCGUUUGGGAGUUCUUUCCGGAUGUGUAUUGGAAGGAGUCUGGCUUGGUAUGAUCUCGAAUGCAUCUACCUAUAUACUGGUGGCCGGGGUUUGUGCUGAUGAAGGCGAUGGGACCUUACUGCAAGGCGUUCGCUACGCUGUCCUCGGAGUUGGGAAUUCGGACUGGGUCUCCACCUUCCAUCGCCAACCGAAACUCAUCGACUCCCUUAUGGAAGCAAUGGGUGCCAUCAAGAUCAUCCCCACCGUGCUCGGUGACGUGUCGAGAGAUAUUUGUGGCGCUUACGAUGAAUUUACAGAUACUCUCUGGAAAGCACUGGACUCGGACGCAGAUGCAGCAGCAGCCGCAGCAGGAUUGAAGCUCGAGUUGACACUUGAUAGGCUUGAGCUGCUGGGGGAAAAGGAGAUGAGUCUGGGGACUGUGAAGCAGCAUUUGCAGCUCGCUGAUACGAGUGUUGGACCGGAGAAGAGACUGAUGGAGGUCGAGCUACCUGGGGAGGCCUCGUAUGUAUGUGGCGACUAUCUGGUCGUGCUGCCGACGAACCACAGCGAGGAUGUGAAGCGUGUCCUUUUGCGCUUCGGCCUGCCGACGGAUGCGAUGGUGAAGAUGUCGAACACGCACAAGACCUUCCAGCCGAGCGAUCGAGCAGAGUACGCUUUCAGUCUCGUGGCGGCGUACCUGGAGAUCGGCACACCGAUCUCACGCAAACAGCUCAGUAUUCUGGCUGCCGCCACAACGGAUACGAGCCAGCAAGAGGAGAUUCAAAGCUUCGCUGCUGAAGAUGUGUACGAAGAGAGCAUAUUGGCCAAGCGAGCCUCCAUCAUCGACAUCCUGGAAAAGUACCCAGCGUGCAAGAUAACGUUCGCAGAAUACGUCGAUAUGCUGCAGCCAAUGCUCCCGCGACAGUACUCGAUCGCCUCCUCGCCUCUAGCCUCCCCGCCAGGCCACGCAACCAUCCUCUACGAUGUCCUCAGCAGCCCAUCUCACUUUGACUCGAAGCGCCCCUUCCACGGCACAGGCAGCACAUAUCUCUCCAGCAUCCCCGUCAGCGGCAAAGUCCACUGCUACGUCCGAUCGACAAACGCCAACUUCCGGCUCCCGUUGACCCAGUCAACACCCAUGAUCAUGGUCUGUGCCGGCACGGGCUUCGCUCCCAUGCGCGGCUUCGUUGAAGAACGCGCUGCCAUUAUCGAAGCACAGAAGAUCACUCCGGGCAAAGCACUCCUGUAUUUCGAGUGCCGCGACCGGGAGAAGGACUUCCUCUGCCGUUCCGAGCUCGAGGCCUGGGAGGAGCAAGGCAUUGUGGAGCUUCGUCCGACAUUCUCCAAAGCUGGAUCGGCGGGGAUCGGGUACAAGUACGUCCCCGAUCGCUUAUGGGCGGAGCGAGAGGAGAUUGUGGAGCUCUUCCGAGCAGGCGCCAAGGUGUUCUUGUGUGGGAGUGCAUCGAAGCUUGCUAGGAGUACUAACGAGGUGUUUGAGAAGAUCGUCAGGGAAGCUAAAGGCUGCGGGCUUCAUGAGGCGAAGGCGUUCCUGGACACGAUCAAGCAGGAUCGAUAUGUCACUGAUAUCUUUGGCUGA